Cicer arietinum (chickpea) is the source of this 2389-nucleotide messenger RNA. The record is from RefSeq and is a predicted model, not a curated record. NCBI's taxonomy places the organism in Eukaryota, Viridiplantae, Streptophyta, Magnoliopsida, Fabales, Fabaceae.
AAUUAAGUUGUACAAACAUUUAAGCUUACUCCGCUACUGAGAAUUGUGUUAGUGGUGAACCACUUUAUCUAUACACUCUGAAUCCAUGGCUUUAUUCUUCUCUACAACUCCACUUCCAUCCACUAACCUCACUUCCAAACUACCCUUCUUCAACUACUCGCCACAAUUUCAUUCAUUUCGCCAUUUCACAGAUACUACUAAACGCUUUCACAAAGUUUCUUCCUUUAUUGCUUUUGCCCUCAAUGGUAACCCCACUCAGAGAAAACCCACGUUCAGAAGAGAUGGUAGAAACCCACUUUUGAGUGAAGGGAGAGAUGAAGAUGAAGCCCUUGGACCCAUUUGCCCUGGUUGUGGAAUUUUUAUGCAAGAUAAAGAUUCAAACCUUCCUGGGUUUUUUCAACAAAAGGAGGUGAAAAUUGAUAUUUUUGAAGAAGAGGAUUAUGGGUUUGAUGAUGAUGAUGAAGUGGGGUUUUUGGGUGGUAGUGAAAAUAAGAUUGAGGGUAAUGGGUCAAUUGAUGAUGAGUUGGAAGCUAUGUUACUUGGUGAAGAUGAUGAUGAUAAGGUUGAUUUGGAUGGGUUUACACCUGCAGGGGUUGGGUAUGGUAAUGUUACUGAGGAGGUUUUGGAGAGAGCAAAGAAGAAGAAAGUGUCAAAGGCUGAGAAGAAGAGAAUGGUUAGGGAAACUGAGAAGGUGAAAGAAGAGGUUACUGUUUGUGCUAGGUGUCAUUCCUUGAGAAAUUAUGGACAGGUGAAAAAUCAGAAUGCUGAGAAUUUGAUACCUGAUUUCGAUUUUGAUAGGUUGAUCUCUACUAGGUUGAUGAACCCUGCUGGUAGUGGUAGUGCUACUGUUGUUGUUAUGGUUGUGGAUUGUGUUGAUUUUGAUGGUUUUUUCCCUAGAACAGCUGUGAAAUCGUUGUUUAAGGCGUUGGAAGGUAUACAGGAGAAUUCCAAGAAGGGUAAAAAACUGCCGAAGCUUGUCCUUGUGGCUACUAAGGUUGAUCUCCUUCCAUCUCAGGUUUCGCCUACAAGGUUAGAUAGAUGGGUUCGACACCGUGCAAGUGCAGGAGGAGCGCCUAAGUUAAGUGCGGUUUAUUUGGUCAGUUCUCGAAAGGAUUUAGGUGUGAGGAAUGUGUUGUCGUUUGUAAAGAAUCUGGCUGGUCCUCGUGGGAAUGUGUGGGUUAUUGGGGCUCAAAACGCUGGGAAGUCUACACUAAUCAAUGCAUUGGCAAAGAAAGAAGGAGCCAGAGUUAUGAAACUCACGGAAGCUCCAGUUCCUGGGACAACGCUUGGGAUAUUGAGAAUUGGAGGGAUUUUGUCGGCUAAGGCUAAGAUGUUUGAUACUCCGGGGCUCUUGCAUCCGUAUUUAAUGUCAAUGAGAUUGAAUCGGGAGGAACAAAAGAUGGUUGAGAUACGGAAGGAACUUCGACCUCGGUCGUAUAGAAUUAAGGCAGGACAAGCUGUACAUGUCGGUGGCUUGGCGAGACUUGACCUCAUCGAAGUCUCUGUUGAAACAAUGUAUGUCACAGUUUGGGCAUCACCAAAUGUUUCUCUACACAUGGGAAAAAUAGAAAAUGCUAAUGAGAUUUGGAAUAAUCAUGUUGGCGUCAGGCUGCAGCCUCCGAUCGGUAAUGAGCGCACAGCUGAACUAGGUACAUGGCAAGAAAGGGAAGUAAAAGUAUCUGGAACUAGCUGGGAUGUGAACAGCAUUGACAUAGCAAUAGCUGGUUUAGGUUGGUUCUCUAUAGGUCUUCAAGGUGAAGCAACCAUGAAAUUAUGGAUCUAUGAUGGAGUUGAAAUAACUUUGAGAGAACCAUUGGUACUCGACCGGGCCCCAUCCCUUGAAAAACCAGGUUUUUGGUUACCAAAAGCUAUAUCUGAAGCUAUUGGCAACCAAACUAAACUUGAAGCUCAAAAAAGGAAAAAACUUGAAGAUGAGGACAUAGAAUAUGUAGGGGCAGAGAUAUCUGCAUGAAAAAGAAUUGAAUUGGUUUGCGUAUGGCUUUCAUUGAGAAGGAAGGAUAGUGGAAGCUAUAACUGAACUAACUUGUUGCAAAAGUAAUAACAUGUUUGCAAUUAGAAGCAUUUUUGUCCACCAAGUUGGUGUGAAUGUCAUUGCACCUGCCAACAUAUAUAGAAAGAGAAUAGAGAUUAGUACACUCCUUGCUGUUUAAGUGUCACAGUUGGUGAUUGUAUGCAGUUUUCAGAUGAGUCGUAACUCAUAAGUUGUGUGUCUUCCAUGUACAGAUAAGUAAGGCAUACAUUUUAGGAGGUAGUGUCAAACUCUUCCUUUUCGUUUUUAUUUUUGGUUUUUGAGGAAAUUCUUAUUUGUACGUCAUUUUUAAAUUUUAAAACUACGUUAGCUAUUUAUUUUUGUCUAUUAUACUUUUAA